AUGAGUAAUUCAUACAGCAACGAAACGCCGCAGGCCGAAAAAGACACAGCGAGUUCGCUUUCUGUACAAGCCACAAGGUACAAUCCACCUUGGAAAUCACCUUACAUUAUUGGCAUUGCAGGCUUCUCCGGAUCAGGGAAGACCACUGUGGCGCAUAAGAUCAUCAAGGAAAUCAACGAGCCAUGGACAGUUUUGUUGUCGUUGGACAAUUUUUACAAACCAUUGACCAGAGAGCAAAGUAAGAAAGCAUUUAACAAUGAGUACGAUCUUGACAAGCCGAACGCUCUCGACUUGGACUUGGUCUACAAAUGCAUCAAGGCACUGAAGGAUGGCAAGAAGGCGGAGAUUCCAGUUUAUUCGUUUGCAAAGCACGCCCGCACGGGCGAAACUUUCACAAUCUACGGUGCCAAUGUCAUCAUAAUUGAAGGUCUCUACACACUAUACAGCGAGGAUAUGCUCAAGCUCAUGGACUGCAAGGUUUACGUGGACACAGAUCUUGAUAUAUGCUACAGCCGUAGGUUGUUGAGGGAUACGGAGGAGCGUGGGCGAGAUUUAGAGGGGAUUAUCAAGCAGUGGGACUUGUUUGUCAAGCCAAACUCCAUCAGGUAUGUGAAGCCGACGAUGCAGAGUGCCGAUAUUAUCAUCCGGAGGGGCAGCGACAACAAGGUGGCGAUGGACUUGCUUCUGGAGCACAUCAAGAAGCAGCUUGAGUCGAAGAGCGUGACUCAUUUGCUCCAGUUGAAGCAAUUGGGAAGGCAGAUCAAGGCCCUAAACCUGUCGAAAGUGCACGUUAUCCCGGUAACAAACCAGCUUCGCGUCAUAAAGACGAUCCUGCUCGACAAGAAAACGAGCAACGACGAUUUCAUCUUCAACUUCAACAGGGUUGCAUCCAUUCUAAUCGCACACGCCCUAGACUUCGUCGAAUACGUGACUUCGCUCCCGGGGGGAGGAGACAUCCUUACACCAGUUGGCGCCCCGGUCCGAGACACGAUGUACGUGAAGGGGGAAAUUGUCGCUGUGGACAUUAUUAGGGGUGGCGACUGCUUUAUUUCAUCGCUCACGAGGACACUUCCAGCGGUGAGGAUUGGAAAGCUCUUGAUACAGUCUGAUUCGAGGACUGGUGAGCCACAUCUCCACACCGAAAAGCUUCCCGCACUAGAUUCUACAUGCAACGUGCUUCUUUUCGAUGCCCAGAUCAUAGCCGGGGCAGCAGUCACGAUGGCGAUCAAUGUGCUUCUGGAUUAUGGAGUUGCAGAGGACAGAAUUAUCGUGUGUGCGUACUUGGCGACCGAGGCAGGUGUUACCAGAAUCAGCAAUGCAUUUCCGAACGUGCAGGUAGUGGUUGGAAGCCUAGGGUCACGAUAUGGGGGCGGAAACGGGCCAGAGACAGGGGACAAGGACUCUGAUUGGUGGAUGGCGUACCGGUUCAUUGAUGCACGGUACUUUGGCACUGACUAG
Messenger RNA from Brettanomyces bruxellensis, 1458 nucleotides. RefSeq lists its product as uncharacterized. Gene Ontology annotation, molecular function: kinase activity; ATP binding. NCBI's taxonomy places the organism in Eukaryota, Fungi, Ascomycota, Pichiomycetes, Pichiales, Pichiaceae. The transcript has a single exon. Gene Ontology annotation, cellular component: cytoplasm. The coding region runs from base 1 to 1458 and encodes 485 amino acids. The record is from RefSeq and is a predicted model, not a curated record.